AUGACCCUUUGGGCCAGACUGAGUAUGCUGUCCUUUAGUGUUUCCGUUAUGGUUAUUCCACUACUGAUGAGAGGGGUUGUUCCCAUGGACGAUUACCCAUUCAGGAACAUCUCGCUGCCUUGGGAGGACCGAGUAAACGACCUGGUAGGUCGUCUUACUCUCGCAGAGGUCAUGUUCCAGUUGGCGAAGGGGGGUUUUGGGCGCUUCGGCGGACCUGCUCCUGCAAUUAAAAGACUCGGUAUCGGCCCUUAUUCCUGGAACACAGAGUGUCUGCGGGGAGACGCAGAAGCCGGGAAUGCCACGUCUUAUCCACAGGCCAUUGGCCUUGCUGCAGCCUUCAGUACCGACUUGAUAUUUCGAGUGAGUGAGGCCACGGCGGUGGAGGUCCAUGCCAAGUACAACGACUACGUGAAGAAAGGCCAAUACGGGGACCACAAGGGACUGAGCUGCUUCAGCCCGGUCAUCAACAUCCUCAGAGAUCCCAGAUGGGGACGAAACCAG
This is a messenger RNA of Gigantopelta aegis, 501 nucleotides long. Its product is annotated as xylan 1,4-beta-xylosidase-like. Gene Ontology annotation, biological process: xylan catabolic process; arabinan catabolic process. The record is from RefSeq and is a predicted model, not a curated record. The annotation marks the transcript as partial. Gene Ontology annotation, molecular function: xylan 1,4-beta-xylosidase activity; alpha-L-arabinofuranosidase activity. Gene Ontology annotation, cellular component: plant-type cell wall. NCBI's taxonomy places the organism in Eukaryota, Metazoa, Mollusca, Gastropoda, Neomphalida, Peltospiridae. The transcript is spliced from 3 exons.